GAGGCAGUGAACAAACAAACAAACCGGCGAGGCGAUGUCGUGGUGAUCGGAGGGUGUUUUGAGCUCGACUGCCGCCUGAUGUAGCAGCCCAAGGUGUAAACCGGCGUGGAUUAUUGCAAUAUCUUCCGGUCACAGCAUUAGAUGGUCUUGCGCCUGCUUUGACAUCGUAAAGGUCGAAAAGGGACUGACCUUUUUAAAUAACUGAACUCUGUUGCAUUUUCUGCUAUGGUGAUGGCACACAGCCUCUGUUACAACUCAUUGACACCCUCUGGCAGGCAGCUUUUUCAGUCUCCCACACUGGACGUAUAUGGGAAAAAUGCAUCAUGUGCUGCAGCACGUAUCCAGGAUCCACUGUGCUGGCAGACAGACUGUUUUGUACCAGCAUACUGUAAUUCCACUACACAUCUGGAAGAAAAAGGCUCUAGGCAGGGAGAUGGAAUAAGUGAAAGCAUGGACACCAGUAUGGAGUCUCCAGGAUAUAAUCCAAUGGUAAAUGGAAUGAGAACAACUACUACAAAAUCUGAAGUGAAGCAUCCUCCUUUGAGGAAUGAGUUUUUCAGGAGAAAACACAAGCGGGAGCAGGAGGAAGCUGAUGCUCCUGCUAGAAAAAAACGUCUAACUGAGAAAAUGCUUGACUGUCUGGUGACUUCAGUGAAUGUGUCAUGCAGCUCUUGGCCUUACACUUCCAACCCCCUGGAAAGUGGGAUGUCUGAUGUUGCCUCCACUUCUUGGCAGAUUGGGCCUAGCUCACAGGAAUUUAGGGUUAUUGAAAAUGAAGCACCCUACGUGGAAAUGAAACCUGAUCCGAGCGAAGAGGGAUUGCAGAAACUGAAGGAGAUUGAAAAUCGGCUUGUUGAGGGCGACGAUCCAGAAGGCGAUGGAAUUGAGGUUUCAGACAUGCCAGUGCUAGUUUUAUCUGAUUCUCUACGAGAAGAACUGAGGCCUGGUCUGGAAGAAAUUUUGCCUCGUAGAAUAAUGGAAUCUUUGAAUCGUCCAUGUAUGGAACUUGUUUUGUGGAGACCCCCGUGUGAGCCACUUUCUGAUAAACUUGCAGCUUUACCGGAGCAAAGAAACUCCAAACAUAAGCAGCCGCAGUGCAACUCUGAUGUGUACAACAAGAGCUCAAAAUUGGAUUCAUCCUUAAUGUGUGGUGAUAUGAAUCCAGCCAACACACCUGAAGAGGACAUGGAGCUUUAGAAACAACUUGCAGGACAGACUUGUGGGGUAAAAGCACUCUGACUUGCAAAGAUUCUCCAUAGGAAGGUGUGGAGUAUUUUCUCUUCAAGUUUUUAAAAACUUUUAAAAAAUGACAUUUUGGAAGUUUUGCUGCCCCCACUGUUCUUGCAUAAACCAAAUUCUGAACAUUGCUGCAGUUUGUACAGUUUUUGUGUAAUGACUGCGUCUGGGGUAGCCUUUCUAUUUUUGCAAGCCUGUUCCUAUUGCAGUCAAUUGAUCAAAGCUGUGAAGGUCAUAAUCAGUCUUUUUAACAACUGAUGUGGGUGCGGCAGUAAGUGUUCUAAUUUAUAAUACACCUAAGGUGCUAAUUGUUUUUGUUUCUAUUUAAUAGAUAGCAAGGUAGGGAAUUGGGAAAAGGUUUUCAAGAGUUGUGCAUGAGAUUUGUCGAGUGUAUGGACAUACAUGGAAAGCAUUUUGAACUGUUCUUGAUGUUGAAUGUAAAUAUUUUAUGAAUGACUGUAACUUGCUAGCCAUGAACUCCUGAUAGAAGAUUGGUUUUCCUAUUCUGUCUGACAAAUGGGAGGGAAAAAAUACUAAAGAGAAUCUUAAUUGGAGUAAAUGCAAAAAAACCCUUAACUUUUGUACUUCAGUUUCAUUUGUACAAGCAAAUUUUGCUAAACCAGUUACUUUUGAGCCUAUUUGUUAUAACAGUUAUGGGAAACCUGUAUAUCACUCACUGAAUGAAAAAAAUAUCCUCCUUUUUUGUCCUGGCAAAUGAAAGUGGUAGCCUAAUUUAGUUUGAGGACUUGCUUGUUGACAUUUUUUUGCUUAGAAAGUUUAGCAUAUAAGACACUCUUAUUUCAAACCUAUUAGUGAGGAAUUGCUUUGAGCAUAUAACUACCAUUGUAAAGCUGAUUUCACUGCUCUUACAAACCAAUAAGUAGAUUUUUUUUUUGUUUUGCUUUGUGUCUCUAGGAAAGUGGGGUCUGGGAAGGUGGGGUAAUAGCGCUUUAAGCUUGUUUUGUCAUUCAUUCGGACAUGGUUGAUCUGUUCUCAACUUCAUUCAAAUAUUCUAACUUAAUUCAUUUUAGUUUUGGUUCAAAGCAAGUGGUUGUCUCUUUUGGGACCAAUCUUUGCAGCUUUGAAAUUAACGUAGAAUUUGGCUGUCUGUUUUGAAUGUAGGAUGUUGAUGUGUUGGAGCAUUGGAAUAGGGUCUGCGGACCAUAGAGGAAGGAGACUGUUGAACAGGUUACCAUAAUGCAUGCUUACUGAUACUUAGGUGUUAGAUAACAGGGCAUGGAACUGGCAUUUUCCUACUCUAAUAGCAGUUAGGGGACACUGACACAAGCAUCAGGACUUUACAGCUUUUAACUAUUUCCUAAUUUAGCUUCAGUGUAACCGUGUAGAAACCCAUUUACAACUAGUAAAAUGGUUGAUGUGAAGUGCCAAGAGGUUAACAAAUAUCAAAAUCCUAAAAUAACACUGAAGUAGUGACCAAAAUGCUGAACAUCAAAUGUAGUCAGCCAAAGUUUGUCAUAAAUUUAGCAUAACCUCUUUGCUUCUCAUUUUUCUGAGAUUUGAACUUUUUUUAUGCUUUUUCUGUGAUCUUACAAAUCUGGCUAUCACUUUCACUGACUUUCAGUAUUUCUACAAAGAUCCUUUUGCAGUACUCCAUUUAGAUUCCUAUUUUAAA
Messenger RNA from Hemiscyllium ocellatum (epaulette shark), 2869 nucleotides. RefSeq names its product coiled-coil domain-containing protein 117-like. The record is from RefSeq and is a predicted model, not a curated record. The coding region runs from base 226 to 1197 and encodes 323 amino acids. The transcript is spliced from 7 exons. Lineage: Eukaryota; Metazoa; Chordata; Chondrichthyes; Orectolobiformes; Hemiscylliidae.